Messenger RNA from Cooperia oncophora, 291 nucleotides. Lineage: Eukaryota; Metazoa; Nematoda; Chromadorea; Rhabditida; Trichostrongylidae. The record is from the annotation of a GenBank genome assembly.
AUGGAAAAUGCUGACCGCGAUGUGAAUGCCGAUUGGAAGGAUCAGUCGAAGUUUUUGGAUAAGUUGGUCAAAGAAGAGGAGCUGUACGGACAAAAUUCUCAUUUCAACUUUGGCAAGAAAGCUGAAGCACCAGAGGAGCCUACACACAAUCCUCGCCCCGACUUCGAAAAGGCUGACUGGCGUGAUAUCGAAAUAUGGAAGGAGAUCCGAGAACGUGAAAAAGCCGAACAAGCGCCAAAGAAAGUUGAUUGGAAGCCCGAAGAGCACUAUGUUUCUAGUCGAUAUCGCUGA